CCUGGGGUCUCCCCAGAGCAGUUUGAGGGCAGACUCAGUGAUAGCUUGGCAGCCAGCGCGUCCUCGUCCUCGUCGACGCUCUGCACGCCCCACAGCAGCAGGUCUGACCUGCUCCUCCCGUUUACUGCGGGCGACUAUGUGCUCAGCUCCAGUCUUUCAGCGUGCUCAUUGGUCCCCGAGGGGUCAGUUGAACCCAUGCAGAUAGAUGCUGACCCCCAGGAAGACCAGCAGAAUGCGCCGGACAACAACUAUGUCGUCGAAAACCCAACCCUGGAUCUGGAGCAGUAUGCCUCCAGCUACAGUGGACUGAUGAGGAUUGAGCGACUGCAGUUCAUCGCUGACCACUGCCCCCAGCUCCGCAUCGAAGCCCUCAAGAUGGCCCUGUCCUUCGUCCAAAGAACCUUCAACGUUGAUGUGUACGAGGAGAUCCACCGCAAACUCACUGAAGCCACGAGGGAAGUUCAGGGGGUGCCAGACGCUGUUCCUGAAGGGGCAGUCGAACCCCCUCCCCUCGACACAGCCUGGGCAGAGUCCACCAGGAAAAAGGCUCUACUCAAACUGGAGAAGCUCGACACAGACCUGAAGAACUACAAGGGAAAUUCCAUUAAGGAGAGCAUUAGGAGGGGUCAUGAUGACCUUGGAGAUCAUUACCUUGACUGCGGUGACCUCAGCAACGCCUUGAAGUGCUACUCCCGAGCCAGAGACUACUGCACUAGCGCCAAGCAUGUCAUCAACAUGUGUCUUAAUGUAAUCAAGGUUAGCGUUUACCUCCAAAACUGGUCCCAUGUGCUGAGCUAUGUAAGCAAGGCAGAAUCCACUCCAGAGAUUGCAGAGCAACGAGGAGAGAGAGAUAGUCAAAACCAAGCUGUCCUCACCAAACUAAAAUGUGCCGCAGGACUGGCAGAACUUGCAUCCAGAAAGUACAAGCCGGCCGCCAAAUGCUUCCUGCAAGCCUCGUUUGACCACUGCGAAUUCCCUGAGCUCCUCUCUCCCAGUAACGUAGCAGUGUAUGGGGGGAUGUGUGCCCUGGCCACGUUUGACAGACAGGAGCUGCAGAAAAACGUCAUCUCUAGCAGCUCCUUUAAAUUAUUUUUAGAGCUGGAACCCCAGGUCCGGGAUAUUAUCUUCAAGUUUUAUGAGUCAAAGUAUGCGUCAUGUCUGAAAAUGCUGGAUGAGUUGAAGGAUAACCUUCUGUUAGACAUGUACCUGGCUCCCCACGUAAGAACACUGUACACGCAAAUCAGGAACAGAGCCCUUAUACAGUACUUCAGCCCGUAUGUCUCGGCGGACAUGAACAACAUGGCGGUGUCCUUCAACACCACGGUGGCCGCGCUGGAGGACGAGCUCACCGCGCUCAUCUUGGAGGGCCUCAUCAACGGCCGCAUCGACUCCCACAGCAAGAUCCUUUACGCCCGUGAUGUGGAUCAGAGAAGCACAACGUUCGAGAAGUCCGUACAGAUGGGCAAAGAGUUCCAGAGACGAGCCAAAGCCAUGAUCCUCCGGGCAGCCGUGCUGCGUAACCAGAUACACGUCAAGGUAACAGGCUCUCCAGGUCCCCUCCAAGAGAAGGGAGCCAAGGGGAACUCACAGCCGCCAACAGCCAAACACGAAUGAGCACCAAUAUGUGAAGACUGGACUGGAGGCUUCUCCACGGAAAGUAGACGGAGGAAGGAGGAGAAGGAGGGGAGGGGGGCACCACGUUACGCAUCAUCCCCCCCUCCUCCCUCCCUCACAAGAGAAAAUAAAAUGAAAAAAUCUAUUCCGUUCUCCCUGCUGAAGAAAGAAAAAUCACAAUCUAAAGACUUUAAGCGGGGAAGAAGAUAUCUGUUGUCAGUCAUCAAUGACAAGCACAUCCUGUUGCUCAAUAGGAAAUGAAAGAUGAAAAUAACAAUAAAAAAGGAAAAACAGAAAAAAG
This is a messenger RNA of Clupea harengus (Atlantic herring), 1915 nucleotides long. It is a transcript of the gene gps1, whose product is annotated as G protein pathway suppressor 1. The transcript is spliced from 14 exons. The record is from RefSeq and is a predicted model, not a curated record. Gene Ontology annotation, cellular component: COP9 signalosome. The coding region runs from base 196 to 1614 and encodes 472 amino acids. Lineage: Eukaryota; Metazoa; Chordata; Actinopteri; Clupeiformes; Clupeidae.